Gymnogyps californianus (California condor) is the source of this 1089-nucleotide messenger RNA. RefSeq names its product transmembrane protein 271 (gene TMEM271). The record is from RefSeq and is a predicted model, not a curated record. NCBI's taxonomy places the organism in Eukaryota, Metazoa, Chordata, Aves, Accipitriformes, Cathartidae.
AUGAAGUGGAGCGUGCGGGGAGCCUGCGCCGCGCUCUCCAGCUGCCUCCUGCUCGCCUGCGCCCUCAGCGCCGCCGCCGUGGGCCUUAAGUGCUUCUCGCUGGGCUCCGAGCUCAAGGGCGAGCCCUUCCGCCUGGGCACCGCCGCCGGCGCCUUCUACUCGGGGCUGCUGCUGGCCGCCGGUCUCUCGCUGCUCGCCGCCGCGCUGCUCUGCUGCCGCCCGCCCGACGAGGCGCCCGCGGCCCCGGCCCCGGCCCCGGCCCCGGCCGCGGCCUCGGCCUCGGCCCUGGCCCCGGCCGGGGACCCGGACCCGGCGGGCGGCGGCCCCGGCGGGGAGGAGGCGGUGGCCGCGCCGUCGGGGCCGGUGGAGAAGGCGCCGCCCGGGGGGCGGCAGAACUUCCUGCUGCUGGGGGUGCUGGUGUUCAUGCUGGGCGUGCUGAGCGCCUUCGCCGGCGCCGUCAUCGACGGCGACACCGUGUCGCUGGUGGAGAGGAAGUACUCGCAUUACUGCCUGCUGCAGCCCGGCGGCGCGGCGCGCCCGCGGAGCGGCCCCGGCCCCGACGGCUCCGCCGCGGCGCUGCGCUGCCAGAAGCUGCGGGACUACCAGCAGGGCUUGGUGCUCUCCACCGUCUUCAACGCGCUGGAGUGCCUCCUGGGCCUGCUCAACCUGCUCCUCGUCAAGAACUACAAGGCCUCGCAGCAGCGCGGGCGCCGGCGGCGGCGGCGGCGAGCGGCCCCGGCGGCAGCGGCGGCGGCGGGCGGGCGGCGGCGGCGGCGGCGGGGCGGCGGCGGCGGGCGGCGGGCGCCGCGCCACAGCCAGGGCUCCCUCUUCUCCGGCGGCGAGCCCGAGCAGCCCGGGGAUUGCCCCUUCCAGGCCGUCUCCUACAUCAACGUGGGCGUCUUCCACGUCUUCGACGAGGCCGGCGUGGAGGUGCACUGCGGCGGGCAUCCCUCCGUCGAGCUGCCCGGCUACUCGCCCAUGGACCCCGAGCUCAACGCCUCCUACCCCUACUGCUACCCGCUGCCCAGCGAGCAGCCCCCCGCCUACGAGGAGAUCUACCCCGGGGAGCCCUGCGCUCGUGGCACCUAG